GAGUCUCCCAAAGAAUUUUGGGUAAUGGAAAGAGCUCGAAUGAAAUUGUUGAUGAAUAUAUUCGACGCAACCAACCUGACGGCACUACUCACCAUUCACGCACAUGACAGUCAACUGGCUGCAAUCCGGUUCAGUGCUGAUGCAAAGAAACUGGCAACUGCCUCUACGAAAGGGACAGUCAUUCGAGUUUUCGCAAUACCCACCGGCGAGCGUUUGUUCGAAUUCACGAGAGGUCUGAAGAGAUGUGUUGCGAUUCAUUCGCUGGCGUUCAGUAAGGAUUCAUUGUACUUGUGCUCGACAAGUAACACCGAAACAGUGCAUGUUUAUAAAUUGGAAAAGUCUGACAAUCAAUCUCAACAGAGGUGCGUUCGAUUCGGUGGCUGGGAUAUUCAAUUCACUUUUAUUUUUUCGGUUUUU
This is a messenger RNA of Anisakis simplex (herring worm), 417 nucleotides long. The record is from the annotation of a GenBank genome assembly. Lineage: Eukaryota; Metazoa; Nematoda; Chromadorea; Rhabditida; Anisakidae.